Arabidopsis lyrata subsp. lyrata is the source of this 1332-nucleotide messenger RNA. RefSeq names its product putative RING-H2 finger protein ATL69. The transcript has 2 exons. The record is from RefSeq and is a predicted model, not a curated record. NCBI's taxonomy places the organism in Eukaryota, Viridiplantae, Streptophyta, Magnoliopsida, Brassicales, Brassicaceae. Gene Ontology annotation, molecular function: transferase activity. Gene Ontology annotation, biological process: protein ubiquitination. The coding region runs from base 753 to 1232 and encodes 159 amino acids.
GGUAAGGAAAUGAUUUCGCCUAUUUAGUGAGUAUUUACUAUUUAGAUAGUAUUUUGUAAUGGGUUUGGUUUUGGCUCUUGAGAAAUGUUUUAUUUAGUGCAUAAAUAAAUGAAGGCGAUUACGUCUAAACAUCAACGAUUUUAAAAUUGUAAGUGAAUCGAUCAAUGGAACAUUGGCAGUAACGUUUGUAACAUUGUAGAUUUGGAGACGAAAUUCAACGUAUUUCUAGAGAAAAGGUUUGGCUAAUGUGGAUGGUAUAUAUAGGAAAAGAGGAAACUCUAAAAAAAGAGAUUUUUCUAUAAACAAGACUAAUUAUUCGUAAUGAACCAUUCAAGAACUUCAAGAUCUAAUUGAUAAGAUAAUUUACAGUUGAAUUAAUAAUAAUGUCCUUGAAAUUCGUACACAUCAAAAAAUAUAUGGCUGAAAGGGUUGUACAAUUGUGUUACUAGUUAAACACUAACUUCAAGGACUACUUUUAUUUUGUCGUUUUUCGUGCUAAAACUCCAGAGUCAACGGUCCAUUAUACUAAUAUAAGAAGAUGAAAGAUUUUAGGAGGACAAUUUACAUAUAUCUUCAUAACCAAUCUAAAAUAAAAUAUACAUAUGUGAGAUAAUUAAUGUUCUGCAGCACCAUUUAAUUGUGUUUCCCGCGGACUACGUCAAACUUGUCCCCUUCUCCUACAAACUCUCUUCUUCUUCCACAUUUUUAGUCUCUCUCUAGCUCUAUCUCUCUCUCUCACUCUCUCCACAUAUAUGUCUCCUAUAAGUCCUCCGGCCAGUGGGGUUGGGCUUGGCUACGGUAUAGCCAUCGCCGUAAGCAUCCUAGUUCUCAUCUCCUUUAUAAUGCUGGCCUCAUACAUCUGCAUAAGGUCAAAAUCUACAGGAAGAGACGAAGCCACAAGUGACGGAGUUCUUGACUCCCCGUCGCCCGCGGCUGAAGUGAAGCUCGGUUUGGACCGACCGGUGAUAGAGUCAUAUCCAAGGAUAGUGUUGGGAGAUAGCCGGAGAUUACCGAGGCCCAACAACGGCCCAUGUUCGAUAUGUCUAUGUGAUUACGAGGCUAGGGAACCGGUUCGGUGUAUACCGGAAUGUAAUCACUGCUUCCACACUGAUUGUGUUGAUGAGUGGCUCCGGACAAGUGCUACAUGUCCUCUAUGCAGGAACUCACCGGCUCCGUCUAGGCUAGCCACACCAUUGUCCGAUUUGAUCCCACUCGCCUUUCAAAUUAGGUGAAAGUUAAGAUGAGAUUGCAAUCCAAGACCUUGUCCACCACCGUGUCCGUCACCACCUUCUUCUCCACCACCGUGAACGCAAAAGCUUCUCAUGAUCCUCC